Rotaria sp. Silwood2 is the source of this 222-nucleotide messenger RNA. NCBI's taxonomy places the organism in Eukaryota, Metazoa, Rotifera, Eurotatoria, Philodinida, Philodinidae. The record is from the annotation of a GenBank genome assembly.
AUGUAUCAAACAGAUGAUUCAUUAGUUUCGAAGCAAAAUAAACAAACACGCAUAAUUUGUCUUAGUUAUCAACAAUCAAAAUUAAAAGAAAAAUUAAAAAAUCUUCAAUAUUUUAUAACUAAUUUGGGAUUCUAUAGACCAAAAAACAAUGCUAUGAUCAUCAACACUAUGAUACAAGGUUUUUAUAGUUCAGUAUUUCAUUUAAGAGAAAUGCCGAAAUAA